Suillus discolor is the source of this 3765-nucleotide messenger RNA. RefSeq lists its product as uncharacterized. Gene Ontology annotation, biological process: intracellular calcium ion homeostasis; calcium ion transmembrane transport. NCBI's taxonomy places the organism in Eukaryota, Fungi, Basidiomycota, Agaricomycetes, Boletales, Suillaceae. Gene Ontology annotation, cellular component: intracellular membrane-bounded organelle; membrane. The transcript is spliced from 11 exons. The record is from RefSeq and is a predicted model, not a curated record. The coding region runs from base 1 to 3765 and encodes 1254 amino acids. Gene Ontology annotation, molecular function: P-type calcium transporter activity; ATP binding; ATP hydrolysis activity.
AUGGUUCAUCUUCGUCCUGUUACAUCGGAUCCCACAAGCACAAUGCCUUCUCCUACCCACACACACGUAGACACAGCCUCCAUCCUGUCAAGGUCUCUACCUGCUAAAUCCCCAAACCCUUCCGACAGUCGCAAAUCACUUCAGUCUAACCCCGACGUCCAAAAAAUCGAACUCGUACAAGAUGACCAGGUUGACCCUAGUCCGUUUAAAUUCAGGCCCGUCGAGUUGGCCAGUCUUCUCGACCCAAAAAAUCUCGACGCACUCGAGGCUUUAGGAGGUAUCGACGGCCUUCUUCAUGGCCUAGGAACUGACCGUUCUCGGGGUCUAACAAUAACCGCCACUGCAGACAACAAAUCAGGUGCUGGUCUAGGCAACUCUCAAAGGCAUGAUCGGCAACCUUUGUCUGUACACGAUCAUCCUGACCUUCAAAUGCCCGACGGCCCUCAUUCGGCGUUAAUGGAAGAUCGCAAGCGUGUAUUUGGUGAAAACGUGCUUCCACAGCGAACAAGCAAAAGUCUACUUGCCCUCAUGUGGCUCGCCUUGCAAGAUAAAGUUCUUGUCUUGUUGUCUAUCGCAGCCGUAGUUUCUCUCGCCCUUGGCUUGUUUCAAGAUUUUGGGACGCCUCAGACUACCGGCGAACCCCCAGUAGAUUGGGUGGAAGGUGUUGCCAUCAUGAUUGCGGUUCUCAUUGUCGUUGUCAUUGGCUCGAUAAAUGAUUGGCAGAAAGAACGUCAAUUCAAGGUUCUCAAUGAGAAAAAAGAAGAACGUGGGGUCAAAGUCAUCCGCAACGGCGUCGAACGUCUCAUUGAUGAAGUCGUGGUCGGCGAUGUGGCAUUAUUAGAACCCGGCGAAAUAGUCCCCUGCGACGGCAUCUUCUUAACCGGCUACAACGUCAAGUGUGAUGAAUCAGCGGCAACUGGCGAGUCGGAUGCUAUCAAAAAGGCGUCUUAUGCAGAUUGUAUGGCACUGAAACACGCGGGUGACUGCGCACUCGGAGGGGAGCACAUAUCUACGCACACGGACUGUUUUGUUGUCAGCGGUAGCAAGGUUCUGGAAGGCAUCGGAAGCUACGUCGUCGUCGCAGUUGGCACGAAGAGCUUUAACGGCAGGAUCAUGAUGGCCCUUAGGACGGAGACGGAGCACACGCCCCUUCAGUUGAAGCUCAACCUCUUGGCUGAAUUAAUCGCGAAGAUUGGAAGUAUUGCCGGCAUCAUUCUCUUCUCCUCUCUGAUGAUCAGAUUCAUCGUGCAACUCGCUAAAGGCCAGCCUUCCAGGUCUGCCGACCAAAAUGGUAUGGCUUUUGUCCAGAUUCUCAUCAUCUCGGUCACGUUGGUCGUGGUCGCCGUUCCAGAAGGACUCCCGUUGGCUGUGACUCUCGCUUUAGCAUUCGCCACUAAGAGGAUGACGAAAGAAAACCUCCUGGUACGCGUCUUGGGCUCUUGCGAGACGAUGGGCAACGCCUCCGUCAUCUGCACCGACAAGACCGGUACGCUCACUCGCAACGUCAUGUCCGUGGUCGCAGGCUCCAUCGGGAUCCAUGCCAAAUUUGUGCGCAAACUAGAACACAAUCAAGCCCGCACAAACGCGAACAGAAGCCGAAGCCCGCAUAGGAACUCUGAUUCGAAACCUCCCCGCGAUGAUUUCAGUAUCGAUCAAUCAAUGCUUAACACCGUUCUGAGCCGACCGCUUCUUUCGCUAUUUAAUGCCGCUAUCACUGUGAACUCUACUGCAUUUGAGGACGUGGAGAAGGAAAGUGGGGAGCGCGUAUUCGUGGGAAGUAAAACAGAGACAGCGCUCUUGAACUUUGCCAAGGAGCUUGGAUGGGCAGAUUGUAAGGAGACGAGGGAUGCGGCAAAGGUCGUGCAGAUGUUUCCAUUUUCCAGCGAUCGCAAGGCUAUGGGCGUGGUGGUCAAAACCGAGCAUGGAUAUCGCUUCCACGUCAAGGGCGCUAGCGAGAUUCUGACAAAGCUGUGCAGCAGCCAUGUCGUUGUAGACCAGCAUGGGAGUACUCGCUCCUCUACUGAUGACGUCGAGGUGGCGGAGAUCGAUGGCUUCUCGGAAGAAAACAUCUCCAGGACUAUCAUCUUCUACGCGAAUCAGACUCUGCGAACUAUGGCCCUGUGCUAUAGGGACUUUCCGACUUGGCCACCACCAGGGGUGCAAGCCACUGCGAUCGACGAAGUCCCAUACGAUGACAUCGCUCAAGAGCUCACACUGAUCGGAAUCGUCGGGAUCGAAGAUCCGCUCAGAGAUGGUGUUCGAGAAGCAGUGGACAAUUGUCACAAAGCCAGUGUCGCUGUGAAGAUGUGUACAGGUGAUAAUGUGCUAACGGCGCGUUCAAUCGCUACGCAGUGCGGUAUAUACACGGCCGGCGGCAUCAUCAUGGAAGGACCCGUCUUUCGCCAGCUUGACGAAUCGCAGAUGCUCGAGAUCGUUCCACGGCUCCAGGUCCUCGCUCGUUCGUCGCCUCAAGACAAGAAGAUACUGGUGGAGAAGCUUCGUGCGCUCGGGGAGAUCGUUGCCGUCACUGGCGAUGGUACGAAUGACGGACCCGCUCUCAAAACAGCGCACGUAGGGUUCUCCAUGGGCAUAGCAGGGACAGAAGUAGCCAAAGAGGCGUCUGACAUUAUUUUGAUGGACGACAACUUCUCUUCCAUCGUCAAGGCGAUCAUGUGGGGUCGUUGCGUGAACGACGCAGUUCGGAAAUUCCUACAGUUCCAGAUCUCCACCAACGUUACUGCUGUGGUGAUCACUUCCGUAACCGCCAUCGCUUCUAGUUCUGAGACGUCGGCGCUGUCGGCCGUUCAGCUGUUGUGGAUCAAUAUCAUCAUGGACACGUUCGCUGCGCUUGCGCUUGCCACGGACCCUGCAUCGCCGGCGUUACUCAACCGGACGCCUGAUAAGCAGACGGCACCGCUUUUCACUGUGGAUAUGUACAAGCAGAUCUUGUUGCAGUCCGUCUACCAGAUCACCGUCAUCCUACUAUUCCACUUCCUUGGCAUCCAGAUCCUGGGCUUUGCCGAGACAUCGAACAAUGACACCAUUGUACAGACGCUCGUCUUCAAUGCGUUCGUUUUUGCUCAGAUAUUCAACUCGGUGAAUUCGCGAAGGCUGGAUCGGAGGCUCAACAUCUUUGAAGGCAUGCUUGACAAUUGGUACUUUAUGGCUAUCACCCUCAUCGAGAUCGCUGUGCAAGUGAUCAUCGUGUUCAUCGGGGGCACCGCAUUCCAGGUGACGCGUAUUGGAGGUCGCGAAUGGGGCAUCUCACUCGCCCUUGGCUUUGUAUCCAUCCCCCUUGGUGCGAUCAUCCGCCUGCUGCCCAACGGACCCUUUGAACGCCUCUUUAUCCUCAUGCGCUUACUGCCCAAACGCCAAGGCGGUCUUCCAAAAGUUCGCCCAGAGGUUGAAUGGAACUCUGCGAUUGAACUUGUGCGUGAUAAUCUCGCCACGUUCGCUAACCUGCGGGGCGGGCGACUUCGUUCGUCUUCAUUCGUCGUCAAGAGUCGUCAGGCUAGAUUACACGAUGACAAACGUGUUCCUCUCCCUUCGUUGAUGACCAUGGUCCCGACGCUUAUUGCAUCUUCCAUCGGGGCUGGCUGGGCACCACAAUCACGCGGUACUCUAUCGGACCCUGCUCGCUACGAUCCCUCGAAGUCCUCUGCUGCCCUCUGGGAAGGCAGGCUCCAAAUUCAUCCCGAUACGAAGCCAGAUGAUGCACUGUAUCACACAAAAUGGGGUCGCGGAAACCGUCCGUCCGCGGUGUAG